AUGACGGACUCCUUCCCCGCAGCCUUGACAGGGCCAACGUCGAAGGAGCGCAAGUAUGACCGCCAGCUUCGUCUGUGGGCGGCAACUGGCCAGCAAGCAUUGGAAGAUUCCCGUGUGCUUAUGGUGAACUCGGAUGGCCCUCUCGGCCACAACAACACGGGUGUGUCCGGCGUUGCGGGCGUUGAAACCCUCAAGAACUUGGUACUGCCUGGCAUCGGUGGCUUUACCAUCGUCGAUCCAGCCACUGUCACAGAGAGUGAUCUCGGUGUUAAUUUCUUUCUGGAAGAGGAGUCCUUGGGCAAGUCUCGCGCCGAAGAAACAUGUCGUCUGUUGAGAGAACUAAACCCGGAUGUGCAGGGAUAUUUCUAUUCCAAGAACAUCACGGAUCUUCUGCAAGAUCCGGACUUUCUGCCCCGCCACAAGCUGGUGAUUGUCUCUGGGCCAACCAAGCGCUCCUCCCUGGCACCUCUCUGCCAUGAAGCCAGGCAACUGGGAAUCCCGGUUCUCUAUAUACACUCAGUCGGAUUCUUCUCAUCAUUUUCGGUGCAGCUACCAGCCGAAUUUCCCAUUGUUGAGACACACCCGGAUCCAGAAUCAACCCAAGAUCUCCGUUUGCUAAACCCAUGGCCUGAGCUUGUCGCUGCCGCGACCAAAUUGAGUGAUUUGAAUACCUUGGAUGACCACCAACAUGGCCAUGUGCCCUACAUUCUUCUGCUGCUCCGCUUCUUGGAACAGUGGAAACAAUCUCAUGACGGCAAUGCCCCAGGCAAUUACAAAGAGAAGACCGAGUUCAGAGAAUUUGUCCGAUCCCAGGCCCGAACUAGCAACCCCGAAGGUGGCGAAGAGAACUUUGAUGAGGCAGCCGCCGCAGUGCUGAAGACCAUCUCCCCAUUCAGUCUGCGCAGCUCAAUUCGCGAGAUUUUCGACAUGGACGAAUGCAAGCAAUUAUCACCAACAUCCCAAGAUUUCUGGAUUAUCGCUUCAGCAAUCAAAACCUUUUACGAGUCUCACUCCGUUCUCCCCCUGCCGGGCUCUCUCCCAGAUAUGAAAGCCCAGUCCGCAGACUACGUCUCCCUCCAAAACAUCUACAAGGCCAAGGCACGCCAGGACGUCGAAGAAGUAACAAAAACAGUCCGCCAACUUGAAUCACAACUCGGAAGACAAACUCCCGCAAUCCUCGACCGCGAAAUCGAAGUCUUCUGCAAGAACGCAGCACACAUUAAGGUUGUACGAGGCCGUUCCAUCCCCCAAGUCAGCAUCGACAGCGACAUGGCAACAUGGAAGGCAAUCCGGAACCAGCUGAGCAUGCCAGACUCACUAAUGCCAGCCUUCAUUGCUUGCCAGAUUCUGGACUCAGUCGUCGAUGAGAUCCAGUCAAAUGGCCAGGAGGAGAAUCUAUCAGUCGACGAUUCCGACCUGUGGAACAGCCACACACAGCGUAUCUUGACAUUGUUGAAUGGUGCUAAUGGGAAUGGAAUGGGUGAAGAUGCCAAACAGCAAAUCACUGAUGCAAUUCAGGAAUUGCGUCGUGCUGAGGGUGGUGAAUUGCAUAAUAUUUCAUCGCUUACGGGUGGUCUUGUUGCGCAGGAGGCCUUGAAGGUUUUGACUCGGCAGUAUGUCCCGCUGGAUAAUACCUGUGUCUUCGAUGGAGCACGCAGCCGCAGUGAGAUGUACCGUCUAUAA
Molecule: messenger RNA, 1683 nt
Organism: Penicillium antarcticum
Lineage: Eukaryota; Fungi; Ascomycota; Eurotiomycetes; Eurotiales; Aspergillaceae
Product: NEDD8-activating enzyme E1 regulatory subunit
Exons: 2
Coding region: 1-1683 (560 amino acids)
Biological process (GO): protein neddylation
Cellular component (GO): cytoplasm
Molecular function (GO): NEDD8 activating enzyme activity
Source: RefSeq, a predicted model, not a curated record